AUAAGAAUACAAAACUUCUACAAUGAUUUUAAAACUUUUCUCCAUGCACAACAAUGAUGGAAUGUCCAUCCCCGUGUUAUGGUGGCAUCCGAGCAAAGAAGCGAAGGAACGCAAGCAUCACACAGUGAAGAAAGAAUCCGUACUCGCGACCGAAAAGCUGGUCAAUCCCAAAUUGGCCGCCGUCGGGCGGAAUUAGAAGUGCCAAUCGUGACCGAAAAGUGUCGUGCGUGUUGUGUUCUUGCUACAGUGUUGCUAAAAGCAAGUGAAUUGUUUUGUUCUUUCUUCUGUUGCGUCAAUAAUCUAUACGGCCAUCAUUCUACAGGAGCAUAGAAGCGAUUCCAACAUUUUCCCUUAACCAAAGCAAGCACAGGCAGAAUGUAGGAAUAGCAGUAAAAGCAGCCAAUGGUUCAAUUCGUUACACUUGUCCCGGAAAAGCUUCUUAUUUACCACGAUUUCUGUGAACAGUGCGUUGCAACGAAUGAUUUAGGGGAAGCAAAAAAAAAGAAGUUAAAAAGCAGUGCUGGUAUCAGGGGUGGGAUUCAUUAGCAUCAUCAUCGUUUCGAUUGGAGAAUUUAAUGCUGAAUGGGGUGGUGAAUGUUGUUUGAUGGAAGCUGUAGAAGCUUUGGUGACUAAUAGAAUGAUCGAAUAGGAGGAAACAGGCAGAGUGAGAGAGAGAGAAAAAUAAAAACGACCCGCUCGAAGCAUACUUUGACCGCGUCGCAAUAUCGCGUAUGUGUGGUUCGAGAUCCCAACCGGGAGAAACAAAUUGUCUACUCGCGGAUUAGAUUUCAUACCAAUACCGGGAUUAGAUUUCCGAUUCUUCAAUCAUCCACCGAAGUAGUCACCCUACAUUCCCGCGAUGGCUUACAUAAACGUUGCCGAAUGGAGCCCGGACAUGGUUACGGAUUGGUUAAAAGGUCUGGACAACUCCAUGUACCAUUAUGUACAAUCGUUCACCAACAAUGGGGUCGGCGGAAAGCAGCUGCUCAAUAUACGGCCGUACGAGCUCGAACAGCUCGGUAUGCACGUGAUCGGCCAUCAAGAAAUUGUGCUGGAAGCGGUGGAAAAUUUAAAAAACUUUAACUACAACUUGGAUAAGGAGAAUCUACAGUUCCUGGCGCUACAUGUAGCGACCGCGGCCCAUUCGCUAUCGAAGCAGCUAGAAUUUUCCGACCAGGAAAAGCUCGAAACCACGGUACUGAAGGAUAUAACGCGUACGAUCACGCACCUGAAAGCGUUAAUCGAAUGGCUCGAUCGGGCACCGUUUAGAGGUCAAAAGAAAUUCGACGAGUUGCGUAAACAGUGUAUGCGGUUCGGAUUGGAAGUGGCUACCGUUGCGAUGCGUGAUCGAUUUUCCCUCAUGCCCGUACAGGCGAUUCGUCAAAAUGCCAAAAAGCUAGAAAAUAUCGGAGAGUACAUCAUAAAAGAUAUUAUGGAUCCGAUCAUACUGCAGCCAGCCUCGCUGGAUCUUGUGACGCUUAAAAAGCGUGAAUCAGAUCUCGGCUUUCUGAUAAUGCAAAGCUUCCAUGGUGUACACCGCAUUACCGAGAUAAAGUUCAACUCACCCGCCCACAACUCCGGCAAGGUCGAGGACGGUGAUGAAAUAGUGCAAAUCAACUACCAGACGGUGGUCGGCUGGGAGUAUAAGAAGGUUCUGCAGCAGCUACAGGAAUCACCGCCAGACGUCCUGUUGACGCUCAAAAAGCGCCCGAAACAUAUGAAAAUCUACGGUCAAAUCUACAUCAAACCGUACCGGCUGCCGAGCAAGAAACGGUCCCUUCCAUACCGCUGGGGUGAAAGUUUGCCCAGUCCUCGCGCUACAGACACUUUCGCACUGCAGGACUUUUCGCUACCGCUCGAUCGUGUCCCGGAAAAACACGUCCCAUCCGACUCCGAAUCGGACGGUAGCGACAUCCUAACGCCAACGGAUGUGAAGGAAACGGAAAAGGAGAUCCGACUCUAUCUACCGAAACCGAGGGCCGUACUGCAGCGACGGCAUACUCUGUCCAGCUUUAAAGAUUUGGUCGGCGUUUCUUCGUGGCACGAGCGCAAAGGGAAACCGUUACUGUCGAGCGAUCUGCAAAGCUUGCGCGAUAAGUCGGUUUCUUUUGGGUUUGGGCUUGAAAUGUCACCCAGACCAACGACCACCUGUCUCGGGUUGGUUGCGGGCAGUGCUACCGACGGUGCUGGUGUACCGGCUAAGUGUAGCAGCUUCGGUGGGCUGAAAAGCUCCCUACCGGACAUUGUGCCGCAGGAGAUUGCCGUCGCGCCACCGAACGAUCGUUCGAUCGUGGGAGCUAAACCGGGCGGUAGCAAGGAACAGCAGGGAGACAGUGAGGCGUACAAGGCGGGCGUAUCGAAAGUGGUACGAUUUGAGUCGAGCUCCAAAGCGGAUCAGUGCCAUGUAGAUACGAAGUACACCUGCAAGGUGGAAAGCACGGUGCUGGAAACGUUCGAACCGAUACCGUACGUCGAUGAAGAUCCACCGGCAGUCGUUAGUCCACCGACCGUUACCGAGCGCGUCAAACGGUUUGAAUCGUUUGCGAAUCGAACGAUAAUGCCAUCGUCUACCGUUACGAAUGGUCAACACACAGGAAGCAGCACGCCGGGUGUUGGAGGACUAGUAGGAACAGUAACAUCAUCCACUGUAAUCACAUCAAAACCAAUUCCAAUGCAACGACAACUGGCGAAAGAUCCUGAAGUAGCAGAAGCAAUCAAUACGGUUGUAGUUAAUAGGGAAAUGGUGAAACGUGGUCGAUUGGAUAAAAGCUAUAGUACUCCGGCGUACGACGACGAGCUGUCCGAUAUUCCACCGGCCAUUGAACCACGCAAGGAGCAUCUGCUUAAAGCGCCACCGGUACCACCGCCACGGCCCAAGCGUACACUCGAAACGAAUGCUGCGUCCGCGGCAGAAAAGCCUCCCUUAACCCCCGGCCCCUUACCUUCAAUGCCAAAGGUAGUGACAAUUUUACAUUUUCCCGAAACGGCACCCGGAUUCGUUUCCUCACUCAGCAACACCCUUGAUAGCCGUGAGGAUAAUCCGAACAAAUCGAAGCUAGCAAAUGUGAUCGAUCUGAAACAAAAUCGCACACAACCACUCGCACCGAUUGCGCCGGGGACAAUCACACCACCGAAACCGGCCGAACGGACAGCGGUUCCACCUAUUCCGGCUUCAAGGCCCGCCGCAGUAGUACCGCCAGCGAAACCCACCCCACCCCCAGAGGUUGCAUCUUCUUCCCCGACUGCACCGACGACAGCAGCCACCGUUCCAAGCUUCCCCACGGAUACCAGUUCGGAGCUGUUGACACCGAACAAAACGAAAAGUCUCACGCUGAAGAAAAAGAACUCACUACUGUCGAAGCGCCGCAAUGUGUCGCUGAAAACGCUUUGCGUGAGUGACAUACAGGGCCAUUUGUAUCGGCGCACAAAGGAUCGCAGCGGCAUGUCGUACUGGGCAAAGUAUUACUUCGUGCUGAUCGAAACAACGCUGUACGGGUUCAAUCGUAAAGAAUCGAUCAAAGCGAACUGUAUGAUAUUCCUGUCCGGUUUUACGAUCUCGCUCGCCAAGGAGGUACACUCGCGUCCGCACGCCUUCAAAGUGUACCAUCCGAACAAAACGUUCUAUUUUGCGGCCGAAACGCAGGAAGCGCUCGUGCAGUGGAUGGAGUACAUUAAGCAGGCGACCCUGAAGGGUGCCAGUUUGAUAUCCGCCGAGACGGCGGAUCAUAACAGCUCGCGGGAACUAUUUACCGAAACGGACAGUUCGGACGAUGAGCUCGGUUUGAUGGACAGUACACUGAAGCUAAAUCUACUUUGCACACCUUCGCCCCAGAUGCAACCGGGUGGUGCUGCGGGACCAUCCUCCGGUGCAGAUGGAACACCGACCUCAUCCAAACAGGACCGGUACCAUUUGAACUUUGGAUCGUUAAAAAAGUUCACAAAAAUCGGUUCAGAUGGAAACCAUGGUGCGGGCAGUGGUAAAAACAGUAAUGGAACGGGAAGCGCCAAUACGUCCCAGACGGCUAAUACUAGCACCAGUUCCACCGGGGAAGGAAGCAAAUUUUUUGGCUUCUUUUCUUCGCACCGUAACGUGGAGAAAAGCAAUUCGAGUGAAAUGCCAGUACCGACGUCACAGUUUAAGAGCUAUCGAAAGGUGCCGGGUGCUGGUGGAUUGCAGAUAGGAACGGCAUCGGUGUCUACGGAAGUUUUCCCGCUGCCCACUUCGGUUCCGAUGGGUGUUGCCGGAUCUUCGAUGGCUAACGCUGCCGAUGGAGGCAACUUUAGUGCCAGUAAUCUUUCGUUAGCUUCUGGGGCGGGUGAAAAAACAAUCCCCGCGCCACAACCACCGCCAAGAACGGCAACACCGACACCACCACCGGUAAUCAUCCGUGAACCGGUAACGCCAACACUAUCCGAUGCCGAGGAACUGUUAAAUCAGGCAAGGAAAAGCAAACGUAUCUCGCCACACAACUACAUCCAUGCGUCGAAUCCGAAUCUAGUCGAGUUCGAUUUUCAAACAUCGAAAGCGAUGGAUUUUUCGGUGCCAAAGAUACAUUCGGCAAACACGUGGGACACGAGCACACACUCGCACAGCAAUCUUCAGUCGAUGAUCACGCUAAAAGAUCUGAUGCUGCAGAAACAGGCAGAAGAAGCACAGGAUAUGUACAAUAAGCGUGUUUGUCUUGGUGUGGAGAAGCUGGACGAUCGUAAAGCACGGCUGAUAAGCACCGGUGGAACGGAACAGAUUGUUCCGCUAAGUGCAGCACCCGCCAUACCGGAAUCGGUUAACAAAAUUCAACGCCGGCAGCUACCGAUAACGCCAGAUUACGCGCAAAGUUUCAAGCUGGACGAUGAGGACAUUCUAUACACGCGUAGCAAGGAAGGCCAGAAGCUGCGCGACUUUGGCUACGAAAUGAUCUCCGGUGAUGAUGCGUUCGAUCAGCGUAACAAACCAACCCGUUCGACCGUGGGUGCGACGGGUGGUGGCUUGAACGGUGCCGGAGGAAGCGUGAGUAAUGGAACUAAUGGGACCGGUGGAACCACUGCUGGAACAAGUGGUAGUAGCGGCGGUUCGAUAAAGAAAAAGACAUUCAACUGGAUUAAUUCCGAUCGUAAGGCAUCGGGCGGCGAUAGCGCACACUCGGACGGAUCGGUUGCGAUCGGUGCGGCAACGAGUUCCUCAUCGCUGUUCGCUGGUUCGGGUGCCGUACCGGAACAGCACCGAACCGGUGGUUUGUCGACGUCACUAUCGCUGCGGGACAGCUUCAAACGUAGCAAGAACAAAGCGGUCAUUGCGCGGCUCGAUAACAUUAAGGCCAGCAGUGAAAAGCUCUUCCAAUUCAAGCAAUCGAGCACCUCCGGUACGGGAGGCAGCAGCAAUAAUAACGAUAAGGAAUCGCUCAAAACGAAACAACUGGACAAACCCGCGGCGCCGGGCACGAUGGUGAACGUCAACCUGAAACACCAACCGCAGUCGCAUCCUUUGACACCGUUUGCGAACAUCGUCGGUGGACUUGGCGGGAAGAAGAACAGUAACGAACUGAAUGCGGAACUCGAACAACAUUCCGCGAUGCUAUUCCCACAAACUGUGGCUGUGUCAGCGAGCAAUAACGGUGGUACGACUGCGGGAUCGACGACCGGUGGCAACUUUAUGGGUGGCAUCAAAAAAUCCAACACCUGCAAUAGUUCGUCGGAUUUUAAGGAAAACUCUAGCAAGCUGCAAAAUAUGCGCAAAAAUUCAGCCCCCGAAAGAGGUGCUAGCGGUGGUGGUGGAACGGGGGGAGGAGCAGGAAGUGCUGGAAAUGGUGCUAAUGGGGGUGGAGGCACGGGGGGUGGUAGUAAUGGGGCCACUUCGUAUUUUACGAAACUUAGCUUCGGUUCGACGAAAACUGCGAAGGAGAAGAAAUUGCUCGGUUCGCCUGGAUUGCAUCGUGCGAUUUUUGGCAAGAAUCACCAUAACCAUGGCAACGAUAAUAGUCAGCCGACUGUGAUCGAUCAUGAGGUGUUUUCUCCUAUUACCUUUCCAAAGGUAUCAGCGCCAUUACCAAUAGAAAGUGCAUCUGCAAAUAACACGACGAUACCGAUCGGAACGGCGACUGGACAAGCAAUCCCAGUUACCAGCGCUUCCCCUACCGCCGUGUUGAUGCCAAACUUUGGUCCUAAUCUUGUAGCCGUUGCACGAAAUUCUCCCGACUACCCAAACAUGGAAUAUCCGCCAGUGUUUGAACCGGAAACGUACUCCCUGAGCGAUCCGAACGCGAGCCUAACACUACUAAAACGGCGCCAAAAUCAGCACCAUCACCACCAUCAUCAUCAUCAUCACCAUCAUCAGAAAUGACGACGUGAAAAACGGCUCGCAACGGUACGAGAACAUGAAACGGGAUGAAGUUGCCGGACGCAGUUCGUCUGUAGCCCUUAUUCUGGAAAGGAAAGAUAUAUGUAUUUGUAUUAUUUUAGUUGCCUAGUUGCGUAGAAUAGUGUAUACCAUUCUGCCAUUUUUUGUUGGUUCGAAACCAAACCACAAACGGUGCGUAUUGUAGUCGGAAUGAAGUGGUGAUGCGGAGUGCUAAUGCUUUGUCCGCUUUUAUUUAGGAUUUCUUGUAGCCCACACAACAAGGCAAGGCCAUCACUAUGAACAAAACAAAUAUUUAAACAAUUGAUUGAUAUUGUACGAUAUAUGAUAGAACUGAAUAAUGGGACAGGAAGGAUAGCUUUUUUGUGUGUAAAUUUCGAUAGAAAUUUCCUUCAACGGGAAAAGAAAGAUGAUAGAAGAAACAAGAACAACAAAACAGCAACAAUAUUGUUCAAAUGUGAUUUUAGAACCUAUCUAGGUAUAUUUUCGAUGUUGAUACAUAGCUUUUUAGGGUGUCUAGAAGCACACGUUUGUCCUAUUGCUCCUAAUAGGUGCCGUACGCUUGUGCAGCAGUAGUCGAAAUGAAACGGAACGAUGUCUCUAUUUAAACAAUUGCCACUAUUUACUGCACUUGUGCAUCUGCACAGAGCGUAACUAUUUAACUUAUGAAGCAUUGAUCGUUCAUGUGGUUGCAUUAGAUUGAACGUGUUACAACAAACUAUAAAUUUAACCAACGUGUGAGAAACUUGCUCGUGAUGAAGAGUAUAGUAGCAAGUAAUAGUAGUAGUUGUUGUUGCAGUAGCAAUAUAACAAAAGCUGUUUCUUGCAUCGUGUUAGAGGUUGUUAAAUGAACAGAAGACACCAAAAUUAAAGCUGUUUGCAAAUGCCAGAUUGUCCAGAUAUUAUUGUUAGUUACAUAGUCGUUUAAUGUAACAAUGCAAACGGCUGAACUUAUGGACACUCCCCAUACAACACUGAUGAAUUAUCCACAAUUGCAAUGUAUGUAGCCGUACACAUUCCUAUGCUGUGUUGUGCAAAAUGAUGAGAGUACAGGAAGUAGAAAACUUGUUGCAGUACCAAUACCACUAGUUCCUCCCUAACAGGCCAAUAUAGACCGCUAGAGUAUUGAUUAGAUAUGAAAAUAGUAGCAAAAAACACGCUAGCCAUGCGUUUGUGGUGUAAUUUGCAAUGCAUUGUUGAGCUCUGUUUUCUGCACAAAACUGAUACACAUAAAUAAAUAGUGCCUUACGUUUAAAA
Messenger RNA from Anopheles funestus (African malaria mosquito), 7609 nucleotides. RefSeq lists its product as uncharacterized. The record is from RefSeq and is a predicted model, not a curated record. Bases 860 to 6337 code for a protein of 1825 amino acids. NCBI's taxonomy places the organism in Eukaryota, Metazoa, Arthropoda, Insecta, Diptera, Culicidae. The transcript has 9 exons. Gene Ontology annotation, molecular function: protein binding.